Molecule: messenger RNA, 5698 nt
Organism: Rhineura floridana
Lineage: Eukaryota; Metazoa; Chordata; Lepidosauria; Squamata; Rhineuridae
Gene: SH3KBP1
Product: SH3 domain containing kinase binding protein 1
Exons: 19
Coding region: 652-2658 (668 amino acids)
Molecular function (GO): protein binding
Source: RefSeq, a predicted model, not a curated record
CCGCGGCGCGUUCUCGCGACACUUCCCUUCUAGCUAGCGGUUCAGUCGAGCAGCGGCGAAGGUACCAGCCCGCUAACCGAAGCAAGCCUAUUUUUCAGUAGCGCCUGCCCCCGCCGCCAGCUUGGUGGUGUAAAUAGGAUCCCGAGAAGAGGCGACACUACCACCACCACCCGCCUGCCCAUUCCCUUACAGAGAACGGCUACCGCCGCCCCUUUGCUUUCGUUCCCGCCCUAACGCGCGCGCGCAAUCACAUACACAUUCUUUCUCUUCCCCUUUCAGCCCCAGGUAGAAUCCGCUUUCUUUUCCCAUUACUCUUUUUCCAUCCCUCAGAUUUGCUGGUGGUGUGUCAGGUGCUUGUUUCAUGGUUUCUCUCCCCCUUCCCCCUUUCGUUUUUAUGUCAAGAAAAGCCUUUUAAUUCGUUGCUUGCUUGUACGGGAAGCUUUCAGAGCAGAAAAUAAAAUACAGCCUUUCUGCUCUUGCAAUGGGUACUGACUAGCCGAGAGGAAGCAACGAAGAAGCUACUACAGGCGGAGGAGGGAAGCUUCCUGUAAUCUGUACGACCCCGUCGUCUCGUUUUAUUUCCUCUCCCUUCCAAACCUGCAGCCACCUCAAAACUUUCAGCUUGUCUGGCGGAGCCCCAACUCGACAUAAAUGGUGGAGGCGAUAGUGGAGUUUGACUACAAGGCUCAGCAUGAUGAUGAGCUGACAAUCACUGUCGGUGACUUAAUCACCAAUAUUAGGAAAGAGGAUGGAGGCUGGUGGGAAGGACAGCUCAAAGGCAGAAGAGAACUGCAAUGUGCUCAAAGGAACAUAUCAUUUUCCUUCAACCAAGAGUUCAUGGAAAUAAAAAAAGAAGUGAAGAAGGAAGGUCUUGCUAACAAAGCACCAGAAAAGUCUAUACAUGAUGUUUCUAAUGGAAGUCCUUUACUGCUGUCUGAGACAAUUAUCAGAACCUCCAAAAAAGGUGAGCGAAAUAGGCGGAGAAGAUGCCAGGUGGCUUUCAGUUACAUGCCUCAGAAUGAAGAUGAACUGGAGUUAAAAGUUGGAGACAUUAUAGAGGUGAUGGGAGAGGUGGAAGAGGGUUGGUGGGAAGGAGUUCUGAAUGGGAAGACUGGCAUGUUUCCUUCCAACUUCAUAAAGGAACUCUCUGAUUCUGAUGAUGCUGGAACUAUCCAAGAGGAGCAGCUAAUAAAACCAAGUUUAAGAGAUGCUACAGGCUCUGAAAGUGAUGGUGGUGAUUCAAGCAGCACAAAAUCGGAAGGAGCUAAUGGAGCAGCAACAAUCCAACCCAAAAAGGUCAAGGGGAUUGGCUUUGGAGACAUUUUUAAGGACAAACCUAUAAAGCUACGUCCAAGGUCAAUAGAAGUAGAUAAUGACUUUCUACCAGUUGAAAAGACUGUUGGAAAAAGAAUACCCACAGCUACAGCAGUUCAGGAGCCGACAAAAAUAGAAUUGGACAACAAAUCAAAGACAAAGGAAUAUUGCAAAGUUAUAUUUUCAUAUGAAGCACAGAAUGAAGAUGAACUGACAAUCAAAGAAGGUGAUAUUGUCACUCUUGUCAACAAGGAUUGUGUUGAUACUGGCUGGUGGGAAGGAGAGCUCAAUGAUAGAAGAGGAGUAUUUCCUGAUAACUUCGUUAAACUACUCGUUUCUGACUUUGAAAAGGAGAGACCUAAGAAACCACCACCUCCAUCAGCUCCUGCCUUCAAACAAGGAUCAGCUACAACAGAUAGAAAGCAUGAAAUCAAAAAAGUACCUCCUGAAAGACCAGAAUGUCUUCCUCACAGAACAGAAGAGAAAGAAAGACCAGAGAGAGAGCAAAAGCUGUUAGAUUUACAGAAGCCUUCUGUUCCUGCUAUACCACCGAAGAAACCUCGACCACCCAAAACAAACUCUUUGAACAGACCUGGUACAUUGCCUCCAAGAAGACCAGAAAGACCAGUUGUGCCUAUGACCCAUACAAGGAAUGAUAUCCCCAAAGUAGAUCCAGUGACCUGUACAUUGUCAAGCACCUUAGAAAAGGACUCCACAGAAAGAAGCAAUGACAUUGAUCUGGAAGGUUUUGAUUCCGUAGUACCAGUUGCUGAGAAGCUCAGUCAUCCAACAACUACCAGACCAAAAGCUACAGGCAGGAGACCUCCUUCACAAUCAUUCACAUCUUCUUCACUUUCAAGUCCUGACUUUUUUGAUUCGCCAAGUCCUGAAGAUGAGAAGGAGGAACACAUUUCCCUUCCACACAAAGUAGCUGAACCAUUAAAGAAAGCAAAGACUGUUACAAUAUCACUAGUAUCUGACAACAAAACUUCAUUGCCUGCCAAGCCAGGAGGCUUAACUAGUGGAAGUAAUCUUCCAUCUUCAUUGUCAUCCUCAUCUGCUCUUCAUCCAGUUUCAGCAGGAACAACAGGUCAUAGGUCCAAUUCCCCAUCUUUGUUCAGUAGUGAAGGAAAGCCAAAGACUGAUCACUCCAGCCAAGGGGAAGCAGGUUUGGAAGAGCUAAGAACACAAGUUAAGGAGCUGCGAACUAUCAUUGAAACAAUGAAAGACCAGCAGAAAAAAGAGAUUAAACAAUUGCUGUCUGAAUUAGAUGAAGAAAAGAAGAUCCGGCUACGAUUACAGAUGGAGGUUAAUGAUAUAAAGAAAGUUCUUCAAUCAAAGUGAAUUCUGGAUAGAUGGAAUGUCGUAUUAUUCAUUGUGACAGAGACAUUAUGCCCCAGACAAAAUAACUUUGUGCCAAAUGAUUAAAGAUCUGCCUACAUCCCUUGUUUGAACAACUAGCACAAGAGUUUGAAUAGCACAACACAAAUUCCAGCGAAGAGGGGAAAUUUCCAUGAGAUACAGAUGCUUAGUUAUUGCACUGGUUGUGACUGAAAUUCUUCUUACUGUGCUAAAGUCUUCACUACUUCAAGUUCACAGGCAAUUGAAAACUCAGGCAGUUUAGUUCAUAGUGGUACUAUUUUAAUGGUAUUUUCCAUAAGUAAAAUGUACUUCAGGUUUAUCAGUUUACAGGUUUUAUGAUUUUGACUUUUUAAAUUGUCUUUUGUCACACAGAUUCUUAAAAUGUUUGUAUUGCAUAUAGCCAGAAAUGAAUGUUGAUAUCUGGGUGAGGAGUUGUUUGUUUGUUUCUCUCUCCCCCUCUCUCUUUUGCUUCACAUAGAACAGCUUUUUGUGUUUAUUUUAAAUACAAUUACAUAUGCAAUUUUAGGUCCAAAAAUUAUCUACAAGAUGAAUUUUGUGUACAAAUUGUGUAUUUAAAAAAGAAAAAAUGAAGAAAAAUCUGGUCUUUGUAAUGAUUUGUGCCUUCUUUUGCCAAACUGAUUGGAGCUGGUUAUAGGCCAGAUCUUAGAAAUGUAGCUACCACAAUGAGGCCUGUCAGUCCACUAGAGGUCACUCUAUCAGUAUAUUAGCUGCUUGCUCAUAAGAAAACAUGUUUGUUUGUUUUUGCUAAGGCAGUAUAAUGGCCACAGCACAUUGAAGCAGGUUUAUUUGAAACAGGUUUAUUUCAACAGCUGUGGCUUUUAUUCAACUGAGAAUUCACCGCUGCUUGAUUUUAUUCAUACUUUUAAACACUUGCUUUCAUCUCCAGGUUUACACAUCUUGGGUGAACAGAAUAUGCAUAAUCUGAGCAAAAAUGAAUAAAAUAUAAAACAACAAGAGAGAGUUGUAUUAUUUCAUACAGAUAUGUUGUAUGUGCUUAAUAUCAAUUUUCACAUAUACUGUGAAUUUCCUAACAUGGGGAGAUGAGUGGUUUUUGUAUAACGGCAUCCUAGAAGCUGGGCUUUCUUUCCUAGGCUUACAGAAAAGCAUUAUUUACUUAUCUGUUUAUAGAUAGCGAGAAUCUCAGCUUUUGAAGAUAAUUGAAAAUAGCUCAUCACAAAAGUUGUAGUUGGGUUUCCUAUUUUCAUAACAAAAUUAAUGUUAUAUAUAUAUUAAUGGUACAGUCCUGUGCACAUCUACUCAGGUGUAAAUCAUAUUCAGUGAUAUUUACUCCCAGGUAAGUGUGUAUAGGAUUGCAGCCUGAGACUGUACUCCUAAAAUAAUUUACUAGGAAGGAAGCCCCAUUGAAUGCAGUGAGUCUUAUGUUUAAGUAAACAUCCAUAGGAUUGUAUUAUGCUUUUCCUUUAACAAUUUAGGUAUUUGUGCUGCUAAAACAUCAAUUUUUUGCUGUCCAAUGGUGUUUUGGCACUGCUGUGUGAUGAGAGGUAUAAAGUUUACAUUAAGUGACUCUGUCUAUCAUCUCAAGUCAUCAUUUAGCAUUCUUACCCCCACCCCCAAAAUUAGGAAUUCACUGUGGUUUGUUUUAACUUCUAGUUCUAUGAGUAAUUGGCUGGAGUGCUUACAACACAGUGGUCAUCUCUAUAGAGACUUCUGUAAAGUUGAAUUAUGUUAUAUACACAUGAAGAUGGAACAAGUUUCAGAUUAGUGAUAUCAGAAUCCUUAUGUUAAUGUGUAUUUCUCAUUUCUUAACAUUAACACAGUCACUAAUUAAACAUUUUUCACUGUGAUGCCUCUCAUUUUAAAGCUGCAUUAUGAUCUCUGUAUUCAGAAAACCAAACCCAUUUUGAUAAGUAUCUUUACAUAAUGCUUUAAGAAUGAGGAAAUGUGAAAUCAACUCCUUGAUCUUCACAUCCAUGUGUUGUAAUAGAAAGGUCAGUAUUAUUCUUAAUUAAUUUACAGAAGUAACUAUUCUCCAGUCCUAAGACAGUGCUUAGGAUAUUGCGCUGCAACAAAUACAUCAAUGUCAUGCUACAUAAUCUGCCACUGCAGUGAAAUUGCAAUAUACAAAACAGUUCAAAGUGCUUAGGAGUGUGCAAAAGGCAAAUAGAAGCCUGAGAUGUGCGCUCAGAAUGCCAAAGGUCUAUGGGUUUCACAACUCCUCUUCAGUGGUAUGCUAUUUUGAAUGUUUAACAGGAAAUCAGUGCUUUUCAGCAUGUGUAUGCAUGCUGAGGAUCCCCAUCUGUACCAAACUCUAGGAAUCAGUGUGGCAAGUAAGUGGAUAUGCAAAGUUGCCACGAGACAGAGCUUCUCAAAGCCACUUCCGGAAGACUGAUUCAUAUGUUAGCAUAGGAGCUGCUUCCAUAUGAUUGCAUUGCACGUUGUUCUGGUAACAACUGAAGAAAAACCCUAUGUCAGUUCAAAUAUUUGAUUCCUUUCUGUGCCAGCUUCACUUUUUCUGGGAGCUUAGGGUUGUACAGCUGUAUACAGCUGUUACCAAUGUGAAGUUGGACCUGUUCAUGUCCAUAUGUGGCUCCCAUACAACAAGAUUAACAUGCUGAUUGGGACUAUGAAUGCAAUAGGCUUUGCUUCCUACUGGGCCUUUGUAGUUCUCUUACUGUUUUCUAGCAAUAAACAUUUAUAACUUCAAAACUAAUUUGACAAGCAGAGAGGUAAUACUUCUAAAUUUAUAUAUAUUUGAAACUGUAGGAUAGCAUAGUGGAUUUCUGAUUUCACUCACUUGGAAAACUAAUUCAAUAAAUACAGUAUGGGUUCAAACAUGGCCCUGAAAUGUAAAACAUAGUUCUAAAAUGUUAUUUUGGGGGAAGGGGCUAUCUUAAUUCAGCCUUGUCUGACCUGAAAUCAGAGUCUCUAAUUUUUUUCUCUCCCUCCUGUUACAAUGGUAAAAUGUCAUUUUAUAAAACUGUAUUGAGGAGUCCAACGUAUUGUGAUUUGUAAAAUAAGAUUAAAUGAGAUUUUGUGGAAA